Clupea harengus (Atlantic herring) is the source of this 6925-nucleotide messenger RNA. It is a transcript of the gene bcl11ba, whose product is annotated as BCL11 transcription factor B a. Gene Ontology annotation, molecular function: DNA-binding transcription factor activity; RNA polymerase II cis-regulatory region sequence-specific DNA binding. Gene Ontology annotation, cellular component: nucleus. The record is from RefSeq and is a predicted model, not a curated record. Gene Ontology annotation, biological process: positive regulation of transcription by RNA polymerase II. Lineage: Eukaryota; Metazoa; Chordata; Actinopteri; Clupeiformes; Clupeidae.
AUGUCCAUUUGAAGUACUUCGGUGUGUUAUUUUACCUGCAAAACUUGGGGAAUGGAGAUUGGUGCUAAAUAAUGAAAGCUUUUUUUCUGAAAUAUGGUGUUAAACUACUUUUCUCAACUUCUGUGUCACACAAGUGGAAUUGUCUAGACAGGUUCAUAAAUUUAGGUUGUGCUGAACUUGAUGUUGGAAUUUCUAACAUCAUGUUUUGAACUGGCGGACGUUCGAGAGACAGCACACAUUAGCAUAUGAUAAUACACAUGCCAUGCUAGCUCACAAAGUUGCGAGAGUGGUCUGCUUCUGGAGGUGCCAGCCAUGUCUUUUAAAACAAGAGAAAUCUAUUUAUAUCUUCCCAGCGGUACAAGUGUAAGAACCAGGAGCUUGGCUCAGAGAAGAGCAAGCUGCUGAAGUCAGUUGAAACCGAGUGUCGGAGCCAAGCCAGCCUUUUUAGAAACAAAAUAGAUCGACUUUGGGGAGAUCGCUCGAGAAAACACGAAGACCCGAACAAAGGAGCCAGUGUGUCCGAUGAAUUCAUAUGGUGCCGAACAACUCUCAGCUGUGGCUUCUCAAAGUGGGCCACGUCAUUGUCUCGCAAAAGAUAAAAGAUCCACAGCACCAACCUUGCUGUUCAAAGCAACAGACUUGCGCUAUCUUGAUUUUGGGGGACGUCAGUCAUGGCGGAGCCUCGGCUUGUUUGGGGAUGAAAAAAAAAACCUCCAUUUCAGCUCCUCCAGCUCACAGUGUGCUGGAAAUGCAAAUGAAAGAACAUUGGACUUAUCACCUCUGUGAGAUAUUCAUGCAAAUACUCACGAAACUCGGCUGCAUAGGGUUUUAUUGAAUAGAUUAAGAUGAUCCAGAGGAAGUCGAGGAAUGCGUAAUUAUUGUGUGCUGCCAACAAAUCCCUUCAAAAAUUGAAAUGAGUGUAAGCAUGGGUUGGCAUCAGGCAGUGGCGAUUUCUUUUUUUUUUUUUUUAAGUUGAAUGAGGAUCUUUUAACUCUGAUGAUAAAUUUAUGUCUGGGAGGAUUUGCCAUGGUGCGAUGGGCAAUUGUCAAUAAUAAUAAUAACAAUCAUGAUGAUAAUAAUAAUAAAACAAUAAUAAUAGCAACAAUAAUAAUAAUACACAUUUAUUCAUAUCAGAAUGAAUCUGUACAGCAUCUCCAUCAACAUACACAGGAAAGGUCUGAUGCCAAAUAUCCAUUUGAAUGAGAUUAGUCUCCCAGCUCUCUGAACAAGUAGCAAAGCUGAAAACGACUUCUCUAUACACCACUGUUCAAUGUGCUGUGUGACCGCCUGUGAUAAGCUCAGCUCAUUGCUGGUAGCACAACUGCACAUGUAGUUUUUCACACUGAGGUGUAUUGGGAUGCAGCUGACUAUCUUAAUCUCAACGGCAUUCUUAAAAUGGAAGUGGAAACUACAGGAAGAUGGCUGAUGGUCGUGCAGCAGGUAAGCUCUCUCUGUUCACAGGCAUUCCACACAUGAGUUAAAGGGGGAGUCAGUUGUGAGCAAGCAGCAACAACAAAUAUUACAAUAUCUCUCUCUCUCUCUCUUUCUCUUUAUCUCUCUCUGUACAAAACUGCCUACCUGGCCCACUGCUGGUGAGUAUUUUAGUUUGAUUUGUGUCUCUUCUGUCCUUCACUCACAUUCCCCUUCUUAAAAAAAAGAACUUCUUGCACUUUACUCUCCAAUAUUCAGGGCCACUGCCAUCAAAAAUGUUAUAUAUUUGUUAUAACUCCAUUUCUUAGAAAUGCACUGCAUACUGUUUCUUGAAAGGCCUCUCCUGCUCUUCAGUCAAGACUGGUUAGCUCAAGAGGUUUUUUUUUUUUAUCUUGGCUCUUGUAUUGACUGAACUGGUCGUUAUUCAAAUGUGGUGUAUUUUCCCCAUAUGAGUUUUGAACUUUACAAGACAUUUUUAUUACGGGAACUGCAAUUUUCUAUCUUAUAGAUGGCCACAGUGCGUUUAUGGGGUAACUAUUAUAGCGGUGAUUAUUUACCAAGAGAGCUGUUUGGAUUCUAGUCUGACACGGGUGGUUUGUGUCACGCUCUUUUCUCGUAAAUGACAUUAUCAACUCUACACUGACAUUUCAUUAAAUUUGACAAAACUUAAUUUUCUCACCAGCGCUUACUUGUUUUGUAGCCUACACUAACUGGGCGACCAUUCAAUUGACUAACUGAUGCAAUCUUCCAACAAAUACGCACAGAGGAAUUGCAAGACACUCCGUUCUUACAAUACUGUAAAUCAUCAAAUAUGUAUUGAGUUAUUGGUCCCAUUGACCUGAGAGAGAGAGAGAGAGAGAUAGAGUGUACACAAAUUGUAAAAUGUUUGUAAAACGUUUGUAAUUAAUCAUUAACCUGACACCAAGAUUUCUGGCUUUGAGUCUCUAGUGGGUUUGUCGAUAUUUACGCAUGUACAAUUACUUCACUGUGUCUGACACGGUGCUACAUUGGUCAUUAGGUCAGGCAAAAUGUGUGACUAGGUGUUAUACACAACCAUUCUCAUAAAUGCAGUGUUACAGAAACUUUUUCUCUUUGCGCAGAUUACCAGCACAGGCAGAGAUGAUGGGUCCAGGAUUGCUCCUCUCUUGACAACAGCUUUCAGUGUCCGUGCUUUCUUCCCCACUCAGCGCCGCGCCGCGUUAUGGUGAUCCGAUAGUUGUGAAAAGCCACCACUAGUCGCCCCCAGUGCUCUUGCAGUCUCCAAUUCUUCUUUCCCACUGUAGACUUAACGUCACGUCCGCACUUGAACUUGAAUUUUAUCCCAUUGUACGGAGGCAGCCCUCGCCACAGAGAGACAGAGAGCUCCCGGUGAAGCAGGACUCCGCCAUCUUCAUAGAGAAAAGAAAGGUGGAAAAGCCAGCAGGUCUUGAUUUAUUUGGCAGAAGGGAGGCAGUCUAUGUCCCUGGUCUCCACAGAGCCGAACAAGGGGAGCGUUUGCAAAGAGUUGGACUGACUGAAAAAAGUAGCUGACAUUGCAUGCAAAAGGCGAGUUCUGGUGUCCUGGGAGAAGUGACCAUCGCUUGCUGAACCCAAAUACUGAGAAGAAAUUUGGAUUUCUUAAUUUAUUUUAUUAAUAACAAAUGAUUUCUUUUUUUUCUCUGUGAAGAAAUUUCAGAGCCGCUGAUGAGCCAUAUAGUUGACUGGACGGAGAGAGGUAUUGAGCAGACCUAAACUGUCAGAACGCAGUGGGCAUCAUAUUUGACUGCCUUAAAAGGCAGAGAGACAUUUUUGCUGGUUUGUUCACAACUGUCAGUCCCGGGCGUGAAACAUCAAGGAUAUUUUUUUCCGCCUCUUCGUCCUUGGACAGAUUGCGUUCAUCACACACCUUAACCAAAUGUGUUAGUCACAGAAUCUCUGAAAGCGAAGACUGUGUGUAUGUGUGUGUGUGUGUCCGCGGCGCGGUCGUAGGGCGCAUAAGUGGACAGGAGGGACGAAGCGCAAAGGCAUUUCAGCUCUUUUGACCAAGGGACUCUGCUAUCUGUCCGUCUGGCGGUCCAACGUGCAAUCAGUGCCAGUUUCGUGGGGGUCCCGGGAAAAGUUACAGAAGGGAAACGAGGACCACACAAAGGAGGGGAGGCAGCCGAUCAUUCCUUGUGCAGGUCACCGGGCGAUGCCAGUGUAAAUGCCAGGGCAAUGUCCCGUCGCAAGCAGGGAAACCCACAGCACUUGUCACAAAGAGAAAUCAUAACACCGGACGCUGACCAUGCGGACGCCGGGUUGGACGUGCCCGAGAUGCCCCCCAACUCUCACCCCCACCCUUACCCACACCCGCACUCGCACCCCCUCUCCCACGCCAUGCUGGACCCCGCCGCGCCCGGGCCUCUUCCCUCGGGGCUGGGGGACCACGACCUGCUCACCUGCGGCCAGUGCCACAUGCCCUUCCCUCUGGGGGACAUCCUGCUCUUCAUCGAGCACAAGAAGAAGCAGUGCCAGGCCCUGAUGGGACACCACGGCUGCUACGACAAAAUGGCUGACCGCAGCGGCCGAGGAGGCGGAGGAGGAGGAGGAGGAGCAGGAGGAGGAGGAGGAGGAGGAGGAGGAGGAGGUGGCGGCGGCAGCCCCUCGCCACCCCACCAGCGCCCUGGGCUGCGGAAAGUGGUUGAACCGGUCGAAAUUGGAAUCCAGGUGACUCCCGAGGAGGAAGACGAGAGACUGCUGACGCCCCUGAAAGGAAUUUGCCCCAAGCAGGAGAGCGUCCAAGCAGGUAGAGAUGAACCAUCGAGCUACAUAUGCACGACCUGCAAACAGCCUUUCAGCAGCGCUUGGUUCCUUCUCCAGCAUGCCCAGAUCACACACGGGAUCCGCAUCUACCUGGAGGCACACACCAACAACGCAUCCCUGACUCCUCGAAUCACCCUCCCUCCACCCAUGGGUCCCGAAUCCAUACCCCAGUCUCCCCUCACCAAUUUUUUAGGAGACAAUAACCCCUUCCAUCUCUUGCGAAUGACUGGGCCUCUGCUUCGAGAACCACCCCCCGGGUUUGUGGAGAACCGGCUUCCCGCCACCCCACCGUUCGUCAGCCCUCCCCCACGCCAUCACCUGGACCCCCAUCGCUUGGAACGCCUUAGCGCAGAGGAAAUGGGCUUAAUCUCCCAGCAUCCCAGUGCCUUCGAGAGGGUGAUGCGCCUGAACCCCAUGGCCAUCGAGUCGCAGUCCAUGGACUUCUCGCGCCGGCUCCGGGAGCUCGCCGGCAACAACAACAACGCCACGCCUCCACUCUCCCCGAGCCGCUCCAACCCUAUGCACCGCCUGCUCAACCCCAACCCCUUUCAGGCCAGCCCCAAGUCGCCCUUUCUGAGCACCCCGCCGCUGCCUCCCAUACCCCCCAGCAGCACAACGCCACCGCAGACGCUGAAGAGCAAAUCGUGCGAGUUCUGCGGCAAGACCUUCAAGUUCCAGAGCAACCUGAUUGUCCACCGGCGGAGCCACACCGGUGAGAAGCCUUACAAGUGCCAGCUGUGCGACCACGCAUGCUCGCAGGCCAGCAAGCUCAAGAGGCACAUGAAGACUCACAUGCACAAGUCGGGCUCCAUGACGGGUCGCUCCGACGACGGGCUGUCCACCACCAGCUCGCCAGAGCCGGGGACGAGCGACGUCACAGGGGAGGGCAUGAAAAACCGGGACGGGGACUUCAGUGGCGAGGGAGGUGAGAACGAAGAGGAGGAGGAAGAGGAGGAGGAAGAAGAGCUAGAGAAUGAGAGCAGACCCGAGUCUAACUUCAGCAUGGACUUGGAGUUCUGCCGAAACCGCGAGAAUGGUUCCAAGCCCCCCUCGGAAGAGAAGGACUUGUCCCUUGGCAAGAUGGUGGAAAAUGUGGGACUCCACUCUAUCCAGCAGUAUAAUAACUUGAUAGUCGACAAUCGGAAAAGGUUGCCUUUCUCCAAAAGGUGCUCUGAUGGCCAUCGCGACAUAGGUGAUGAAGACUCUGUGGUAGGGGAAAUGGACCGGGUGGAACGGGCGACGGUGAAUGGCAGAACCUGUGGCUCUGGCGACUCUUUCUCAGGCUUAUUCCUCCGAAAGCCCACACCCAUCACCAGUCCCAGCCUCUCCAACUCCUCCAAGAGGAUCAAAAUCGAGAAGGACCUGGACAUUCCCCCCGCACCCCUCAUCCCCUCCGAGAACGUCUACUCCCAGUGGCUGGUGGGCUACGCGGCUUCGCGGCACUUCCUCAAAGACCCCUUCCUGGGGUUCACCGAUUCCAGACAAUCUCCCUUCGCCACCUCCUCUGAGCACUCCUCGGAGAACGGCAGCCUGCGCUUCUCCACGCCUCCAGGUGACCUGCUGGAUGGGGGCCUCUCGGGCCGCAGUGGCACGGCCAGCGGCGGCAGCACCCCACACCUGGGCGCCCCAUUGCGGCCAGGCUCCAAGGAGAGCCGUCGCAGCGACACCUGCGAGUACUGCGGGAAGGUGUUCAAGAACUGCAGCAACCUAACGGUGCACCGGCGCAGUCACACCGGCGAGCGGCCGUACAAGUGCGAGCUGUGCAACUACGCCUGCGCCCAGAGCAGCAAGCUCACGCGACACAUGAAGACCCACGGCCAGCUCGGUAAGGAAGUGUACCGCUGUGACAUUUGCCAAAUGCCCUUCAGCGUCUAUAGCACCCUGGAGAAACACAUGAAAAAGUGGCAUGGGGAACACUUGAUGACAAAUGAGGUGAAAAUCGAACAAGCAGAGAGAAGCUAAGCUAGGCUUUCCCUAUUUAGCCUCCUGAAAAACAAAAACAAAAAAUGGGGUAGCUGGGUACUCUUGAUUCACAGAAUAAUGGUUUUAGGUUAUUUUAUGUUUUGCCUAAGAAACUGCCAUCUGAGAAAAAAAACAAACAAAACAAAACAAAAAAGCAGGAAGUUCAACUGUUGGUGUAAACUGCCUAAAUUGGCAUUUUGAUUUUUACAAUCUAUCAGCGGAUGAAUUAAAUAUACGUGGAGCCUUUAACUGUGCAAUAAUUUCUGUAUUUAUUGGAUUUUGUAAUGUUUUGGCAUGUGCAGGUACAUUUUUAUUUGAUCAUUAUUACCUUUUGUUCUAUUAUUUUAUGCUGGGAUUUUCUUUUAAAAACCCAGAGGACAUCCUGAGAUUUUCUUUUUGCAGAGCAGAAUACCAUUUGAAUAAUUUUAAGGCCGCUGCUUUAACCGAAUUGUAUAUUUAAGUUACAUGUGUAAUUUCUUGAGGAGAAGCCGAAUUCAAUCUUCGAUUUAAAAAAAACUUAACUGAUUUUUUAUUUUAUUUUUUAAACCUUAGGUUUUUUGUUUUUAUUAGAGACAGUAGGACAUGAGCGGACAACAAUCCUUUGCCAUAGUAGCAUGAAUAGAUUUUAAACAUGUCAAUUUAAUUGGGUAUGUAGCACUGAAUGUCAUUUCUGACAGUAAAUCUUACGAGGAUUCUGGGUCUUUCAAAACCUGCUUCCUCCUGAGUCCAUAAAUCAAGGAAGAAGAGACCA